UUCACUAAUUGUUUGUGAAAAGAAUACUUAGAAAUAAAUUUUGGUGUUCAUUCUAUGAACGAUUCGAAAUAUAUUUAACUAAACUAAACGUUAACUAAACGUGCGUAAUUCCAUUACCAAUAGUGUAACUAAUAAUUUGUACACAAAAUCGUUUCCAACUGAAAACGAAAAAUGCGCGAAAACAAUGGUCAACUUCGGGGUUUACUUAAAAAACCAAAUCAACCAGGUGCCGUGCGUAAGAAUCGUGUAGUAUUUGAUGAGACUCGAAAUGAAUUCUUUGAUGCUGAUUAUAUUAUAUUAAUUCGUGAAGACUGCGCCUACGACGAAGAAGAUGAAGAGACUUGUACAUGUGGGGAACAUGAAUUAGUGCGACUAUGCUGUGAAGAAGGAUGUCAAUGUAAUUAUUCAGCACGUGAUGAAGACACCCGUACUUCUCAG
Teleopsis dalmanni is the source of this 438-nucleotide messenger RNA. RefSeq lists its product as uncharacterized. The record is from RefSeq and is a predicted model, not a curated record. NCBI's taxonomy places the organism in Eukaryota, Metazoa, Arthropoda, Insecta, Diptera, Diopsidae.